UUAAAAUAUGAAAUAGUAAGAAAUAGAUUCGAUUUUUUUAAAAUUAGGAUUAAAUCACGCAAAACCUUAGGUCAAGUUCAUCAUAGUUAGCUAUAACAAUGACGGAAAUUAGACCACCGUGUCGCCAAAAUAAGAGCCACUGAAUAAGGAUGUGGGAUCCAACAGGAGGACACGGGAGUUUGACAGGCUAGUUUUCCUCUUCAUAUGGCAGCCGAGUCGGUGAAAUGUUCAUGUGUAUGGCUGCUGUUCUGGCUCUAUGUCCGGCUGUCCCAGACCACAAACACUCGAGCAUCUAUGGACGAUGACGUCCUGUUGCCCUACGCGCAUGGCCAUGGCCCCUCCCACUCUCAUCGCUACGUCAGGGAUUGUCAGCCCAUCAUUCAUGGCAACACCACCUAUGAGAGCUGGCCCUCCAGUAACCACAGUGGGCAGCCGAUCGCUGAGUCCAAGGUGUUUGUGUCUGAUGUCCAGGGGAGCUCCAGGAUUGUUUAUGGUCACAUGACUGUGGUCUACGACCCACUGAGGACGGUGUCAGUGUUGGAGCCAGGGGGGCCAGGCGGCUGCGAGAUGAGACAGAGGGCAUCAGUGCCAGAGACGGCUGAACCUGCUGCGUGUCUGUAUGCGCAAAAUGCGGGUUUUUUCAAUACAUCAACAGGGGAAUGUCUGGGAAACGUGGUGAGCAAUGGCAGGGUGGUGCGGGACAGCGGCGGAAUACAAAAUGCCCAGUUUGGAAUUCGAAGAGACGGCAGCCUAGUGUUUGGGUAUCUGUCUCAGGAAGACAUUUUGGAUCAGUCCAACCCGUUUGUCCAGUUAGUCAGCGGGGUGGUGUGGUUACUGAGGAACGGCAAGGAUUACAUCAAGGAGAGCAUGGAGGCUGAGUGUAGCAAAACACAGGAAACGGGGCAUUUCAACGCUUUUGUGAAUGUAGUGUCAGCCCGGACGGCCGUGGGCCAUGAUGCAGAGGGAAGGUUAAUGCUGUUUCAUUUUGACGGACAGACAGGUGUAAGAGGUUUGAAUCUCCCAGAGGUGGUUGAAAUCCUGAAGAAGCAUGGAGUGAUCAAUGCCAUUAAUCUGGAUGGCGGUGGGUCUUCCACCUAUGUGAAUAAUGGCUUUUUGGCCAGCUACCCAUCUGAUCAUUGUGAAUCAAAUGGCAAGUGGCGCUGUGCGCGAAAGGUCUCCACCAUCCUGUGUAUCCAUAAAAGACGAUGCCAGGCAGCAGACUGCAGCGGGCACGGAGACUGUGUGGAUGGAGCCUGUCGGUGUCAUGAUGGGUGGAAGGGGGCUGCCUGUGACUCUUUGGUGUGUCAGCCAUCAGCCUGUGGACACCACGGCGUCUGCACUGCCAAUGGCUGUGUCUGUGAUGCUGGAUGGAGAGGAAAGAGCUGCAGCCAAGAGUGCCUCGCUGGUUUCUAUGGUGACGGCUGCAAUCAGACCUGCUCCUGUGUUAAUGGCGGUUCCUGCGACCCCGUCCACGGACGCUGCACCUGCCCUCCAGGUUUCCAUGGCAACUCCUGUGAGCAAGUAUGUCCUCUGGGUUUCUAUGGUCUGUCCUGUGCACAAGAGUGUCAGUGUGAGGACCUGUGUCCAUGUGACCCCCAGACAGGAAGCUGCAACAGCACACUGCCAGGAGACGCCAACUACACCUUACACAGAGCUGGACACUGUCUGGCCAGAAAGAUGUUUACAUCUUGGAGACAAGACGAAGACGCUCACAGAGAGCAGCCUUCUUUGACAGAGCGAACAUGGCUGAUCAUCACCAUCACCCUGGUCAGUCUCCUCUCAGCCAGCCUGCUGGUCCACCUCGUACAGGCGUGUCGUGUCGUCACAGAGGCAUCUUACUUUCCUGAGCGCCAGGAUUACUCCUACGUCCCACUGACCAGUAUCAAAGGAGCCAAUUCACAAGCCACAGAUGACACUGGUAGAUCUGGGGAAAGGGGUUUUCAACUGGAGGACUCAGACUCUCAGGAUGAAGUCUGAUCUCCUUCACACUCAGGCUGGUCGUAGCUGUCAGGAGAACCAAGGGCAGUGAGUGAGGACAGUUUUAUUGCACAAAGAGACAAAACUGGACUCGGUGAUCCUCUGAAUAUUUACUCUUCUUAUCAAUGACAGGUUUCUAUCAAGAGUUCAGCUAAAAUUAAACUGAAACUAAAGGACAAAGUACAACAGCUUUGUUGUAUUCUUGAACAUGCAUCCAUACAUAAGAUUUUUGCUUACAGGCGUGGUACUUGAUCAGCAAUCUGAAUGUCUCCAUCCCAGCACCAGGUACAACACACUUCUCAAGUUUUGGUUCUGUGAUGAACUAUUAUCAGGCUGUAUCACAAACUCAUGCUAAUGAGUUAUCCAGUUAAAUGUCAGUGAAUUUUUUUUACCCUUAGUAAAAAUGUGAUUGAUUUUUUUUUUUUUUCAUACUUGACUUAGAAACAGAAAUCAUCAAAGUUGAGAAUCAAAUUUAACUGGAACACGCCAGCAGUUUUUAAGCUUAGUGAAGCUAUAGAGCCAAAGCACACCCCAGACUGUGUUGAGCUUGCUUUGUGAUACUGACUCGUGUAAUCAGUUGAACUUUGGAUUUCCAAGCAAACUGUGUUUCUGUCAGAAUGUUUUUUUAAAACAAGACGAGUGUCCACACUGUGCACUGACCUCUAUGUCUGAAUGUCAAGUAACUAUGAGGAUAAAGCUCUUUGAACUUGGGUGUAGAAAGGUGCCAAUUUUAUAUCAAAUCUUAUUUUUUUAAAAAUCAGUUAUUAUGUAAUUUAUAAGCAUAUCCAGACACCCAGUGUGUAUUUAUGAUCUCAUUUAUACCUGUUUUAAACAGAAAUAAAGUAAACAUCAGGAUUCAUUUUUGACUAUUAAAAGUAGAACUCAUUUCCAAUUUGUUUCUGUAUUCAGUUCUAUCCCAGCACAGCAAUAAGAAUAACUAUUGAUUCCAGAAGGGAAAUUCAUAUGUCUGACAUAGUUCAUCUGCUAUUUGUAUGAUAAUUAAAACCCCUGCUGGCUGUGGGUAUGAAAGGAGAGAGGAGCCUUAUUUUUUAUUUAUUUUUUUUGGUUCCAUAAAGAUGUCAUAAAGUGGGUGAUCAGAGUUGUUCAGCUUCUGGGGUGCUGGUUUCUGUGGCCUUUAUACUCACCAUUCUCGCCCUUGUGAACAGUGCUGUCCAGUGAAAGUGGUGUCGCGUCUGCUGGCGCAAGUUGAGCUUUGGUGUAGUUUUUGGCUGGUCUUGCUACUCAAUUUUUGUAACUUCACGUGGGACCUGCGGCCAACACUGCGGGAUUUAAAUCACGAAAGUACCAUCUAUUGGUUUUUAGUGCCAGUUUACUGAUAUGUGAGUACAGAAGCUCAGAUUCACAGAUUAUACAGAACGAGAUGCUGCAACAGUUUUAAAAGAUGAGACUUUGUGGAAAAAGCUUUUUUUUUUUUCUUUUAUAAAGUCACGAUGAUAUGUUUUUGAUAUGUUGAACACUGCUUCGAGUACUCACUCCCUCUGUGCCGGUAUAAAUGGUAUGGAGCUGUGGUUACAUCACUGUUUGCGCGCAACACAACCAAUGCGGCGAGUAUAAUGGGCCCAUAAUUCCACUCAGUCACAGCACAGACUCAGUGAUUGUCUUUGUUGGUCAGAAAUUUCUGGGACGAAAAAGUGCAAAGAUUCAGUUCUCCCUAAUCCUCUUUGUCCAUAUGAGCCAUAAGACUGCAGCUUGUGACCUCCACCCAUCUCAGUCUAAUCUAAUCUGAGAUUCAGAAAACACUUUUCCACAUUUCAUUGCCACUAAGAGGCAGAGUAUUUAGAGUCCGCUUGGUUCCAAGCAUUUCCUCAUCAAACCCUGACAGUGUUUGUGAUAAAUCUAUGCCAUAGGUACGUUGUAACUGCAAAACCAUUUGAAAUCUUAUGCCAUAAGCUGAUGUGCAUCUCGCCAGAAAUCUAACAGCAUGUCACUGUCAACACAGCCCACACAGGUAUAAUUGCUCUCAAUGGUGUUGGCCACUUGUGGAGGUUAUGUUGUAGGUGCUACUGCAGAAGCAUAAUUCAGGCAAAAGUGCGAAGCCCUCUGCUGAUGUUUGCAUCCACAGAUAGUUUGUUACAAUGCACUGACUAUGACUUUAAGCCGACUGCACUGAAGCGUAAUGGGAAUUACUGCUCAUACGUAGUGUCCACAUCUGGAUCUGUGACAGAAUAUAAUUGCUGUUUGAGUGCACAAACGUGUCCUAAUUUGGGUGCUGGAAGCACCAAAGGAAAUGUGAUGAUGUUGGUAUCCUGGACUUGUUACUUGAAUGAAACGGGCUUUCAAAGUCAUAUUUUUAUGUUUGAAGUCUAGCGUCAUCCAUGUAAGCUGGACUUUGGUGCCCAAUAGAUAUCCGGUCAGCAUAUUUGCAUUUAGCAUGGUAGCAUACUGAUAUUAAAUGCUAACUGAAACACCAGCUUAGUUACUGGUUAUUAUGGUUGUCAGAGGAAAAUAAAUGAAAAAGGAGAGUUCAGGUCUAAGAUUAUUUGGCUGCGAACACAGUGAGGUGUGUUUCCAAGCUUCAGUUACAACUCAAUUUGUCAGCAUCUAAACCUUAAACCUUACUGGGUUUUCAACCCAUUUGUUGUACAACAUGGUAAAAUAAUGUUUAUUAGUGCUGUAAAGUUGGGUAUUUUAUGGGAGUCUUCUGGAGCCCAUCCUAAAGUCACCGAUUGAAGAACUGCAGUUUUCGGUACUUUGUGUGGGUUUCAUUUUUCAGCACUGGAGGUCGCAGCUUGGCUCAUACCAAUGAUGGUGUCUAACAUUAGCCAAAAAGUCCGAUUAUAUUGUUGGCAUGCUAAUGUCAUUGUGCCAGAAUGCUGUAUUGAAUAAAGAUUGUGUUAACAUAGAAUUAGUAAAAGUAAGGAGAUCACCAAAGUCAGUGGGAUUGUCUUCUGAGAGGAAUCCACCCAACAUUUGUCAAGAUGAUGGACAAAGAGAAAAAUACUCUUAGCUGCUUCUUCUGCUGCUGCUGCUAAGUGGUGAUCUGGCUUUAUGUAACUUGUUUCCUGUUGGUGCUGUAUUGAUGGUCAGCACAAAGGGAAGGCACUGGGUCAUUUAAUGUUUAAGCAAACAGGUUGAUUUUAUGUUUUUUUUUGUUUUGUUUUGUUUUUUUUCCUGUCAAAACUCAGUGUGAUUUAUUUAAACCCCACUUCACAGACUGGCCUUAUUCUUUUUGUGGUGUUUUGGGAGGGUUGUUCAGGAUCAGCACUGUGUUUUCAUGAGGAGACUCUAGUGUUGCUGCACAGUGACAUAGAUUUUUUUUAUUAUUUGCAGAGAUAAGGCCAAACCUUCACCUGCAGGUAACUGGGGCUUGCAGUUAACUCUUAGUUUCACUUUCACAGUUUUUACAGAUUUUUUUUUUUUUUUUAAACUUGUUCUGAGUUUCCCAUCUUGUGUCUGUCACUUGAAUGUUUUAUAAGUGAGGAUUUUUUGUUUGGAUUUAUUUAAGAAAGACAGGAGUUAAGGACAUUUGUGUUUUUGUUCUGUAUGGCAGUCUAAA
Archocentrus centrarchus (flier cichlid) is the source of this 5494-nucleotide messenger RNA. RefSeq names its product N-acetylglucosamine-1-phosphodiester alpha-N-acetylglucosaminidase (gene nagpa). Gene Ontology annotation, biological process: secretion of lysosomal enzymes. The record is from RefSeq and is a predicted model, not a curated record. The coding region runs from base 205 to 1977 and encodes 590 amino acids. The transcript is spliced from 13 exons. Lineage: Eukaryota; Metazoa; Chordata; Actinopteri; Cichliformes; Cichlidae.